GAAAUACUACGCCGUUGACUGGAUCUCAUUUCUAUUAUUACUAUUAUUAUUUUCUGUUCAAGUCCCUAGUCCAGAAAUAUCAGGUUGUACGCUCCCGCUUCUCAUUUUCGCCUGGCUCUCUUUCAGUAAUCGGUGCCAAAUUCUCUGCGCUGAUUAAGACUUGUUUGAAAAAUGGGGAAAAGGAAAUCAAGGGCAAAGCCUCCACCUAAGAAGCGAAUGGACAAGCUGGACACUGUUUUCAGUUGUCCUUUCUGCAAUCAUGGAACAAGUGUUGAAUGUCGCAUUGAUAUGAAGAACUUGAUUGGUGAGGCAAUAUGUGGGAUUUGCCAAGAGAGCUUCAGCACUACCAUCACAGCUUUAACUGAACCCAUAGACAUAUAUAGUGAAUGGAUUGAUGAAUGUGAAAGGGUGAACAGCCUUGAAGACGAUGGUGCUUACAGAGCUGAUUAGGCGGUUGUACUCGUAUGUCUUCCUCUGCUGCGUAGUGGGAGAGAAAGCUUUAUGAAGUCAUUUCAGAUAGAAUGACAAAUACCUUAUUUUAGUUCUGAAGUCAGAACGUAUGCUUUGUAUGUAUAGUAACUGCUGGUCCAUGCCAUAUCCUAAUUGUUGUAACAUAUGUUCGGUUUUAAGGAAUGAUGAACUUGUUGAAAACUGUAUCUACCAAUAAAACUCCAUUAAGUGA
This is a messenger RNA of Manihot esculenta (cassava), 682 nucleotides long. RefSeq names its product transcription elongation factor 1 homolog. The transcript is spliced from 5 exons. Bases 172 to 450 code for a protein of 92 amino acids. The record is from RefSeq and is a predicted model, not a curated record. NCBI's taxonomy places the organism in Eukaryota, Viridiplantae, Streptophyta, Magnoliopsida, Malpighiales, Euphorbiaceae. Gene Ontology annotation, molecular function: RNA polymerase II complex binding. Gene Ontology annotation, cellular component: transcription elongation factor complex. Gene Ontology annotation, biological process: transcription elongation by RNA polymerase II.